AUGGGCAAUUCAGUAGUCACAAAUGGUAAUAAGGCAGCUACAGUUAAGGUUAUCAAUGUUCUUGAUACCAAAUACACUUUAGCUAAGGGAAGAAUUAUUGGUCAGUGUCAGAGUGUCAAUGUAUUACCAGAUAGGCAAAUAAAGAAAGUAUCACAAGUUAGUGUUAAAAACUCGAAGGUGCCUGAUCAUUUAACAGAUUUAUUUGAUCGCAGUAAAACAAACCUCAGCUCUGAGCAGCAGGAUGAGCUGAGAGAUCUCCUGUACUCAUACAGAGAUACAUUCGCAAAAGAUGAUGAUGAUCUUGGUGGAACUAACGUUGUUAAACACCGCAUCAAUACUGGUAAUGCGAGACCUAUCAAACAGGCUCCAUGUCGUCAGACGCUUGCGAAGCAAGAGGCGGAGGAGAAAGAAGUGGCUCGAAUAUUAGAGCAAGGUGUAAUCAGUCUCUCGAAUAGUCCUUGGGCUUCCCCGACAGUUCUUGUCCAACGCAAAAGAUUCCUACCCCCUACCUCGCAUUGCAGACUGAAUUGA
Haliotis rufescens (red abalone) is the source of this 531-nucleotide messenger RNA. RefSeq lists its product as uncharacterized. The transcript has a single exon. The record is from RefSeq and is a predicted model, not a curated record. The coding region runs from base 1 to 531 and encodes 176 amino acids. NCBI's taxonomy places the organism in Eukaryota, Metazoa, Mollusca, Gastropoda, Lepetellida, Haliotidae.